AUAGCCAAGCCAACAAACACAAGGUCUCCCGCGUGCCGGUCCAGAGCGUUGAGAGAGAGAGAGAGAGAGACAGAGAGGGUGUGCGAAUGGCAGUGGCUGGCUUUGUCUCGAAGCAAUGGUUCUCAGUAACCACUCCUCUAUCUCCCUCUUCUUCUCCAGCGCCUCCCCAAACCCUAGCCUUCUCAUUUCCCUCCCUCCAAAACCAUACUGUCCGCCUUUCCAAGGCCCGAUUCAUCUCCUCCCCAAUCCAUCGGCGGUGUCGCAUUGCAUCUCCCAAGGUCGCCAGGACAAUAAAUGGGGAAGAUGAGAAUCAGGUUGAAGAGAAUAAGAAUAAGGCCGGCAAUGAUGUUGGUCCAAAAGAUUUACCUCCUAUGAAGGCUCUUGUUCAAGCUUACAAGAAGGCUAUACUAGAUGGAGAUGAAAAGAGUGCUUAUGAAGUGGAAGCUGCUAUUUGCAUCAUGGAGAAUGAGAAGAAUGAUUUGUCACAAAAAUUAUUGGAGAUGCUGGCAGAAAUAACUACUGGGAAGGAUAAACUUCUUCGCCUAAAAGCAGAUUUUGAGAAUUUCAGAAAGCGUUCUGAGAAUGAUCGCCUCACUUUUACUUCUGAUUUUCAAGGGGAUGUUAUCGAGAAUUUGUUACCCAUCGUUGAUAGCUUUGAGAAAGCCAGGCAGCAAAUAAAACCAGAAACAGAAAAGGAGAAAAUGAUUGACACAAGCUAUCAAGGUAUAUACAAGCAGUUUGUGGAGGUCAUGAGAUACUUGGGAGUGGCUGUUGUAGCGACAGUUGGCAAACCAUUUGAUCCAUCGAUUCAUGAGGCUGUUGGACGAGAAGAAUCUCAGGAGAUCAGGGCAGGUAUUGUGAUGCAAGAACUCCGCCGGGGAUUUGUUCUGGGUGGAAAGCUUCUCAGACCAGCCACUGUUAAAGUCUCCACCGGGCCAGGCCCUGUGAAAGCCCCUCCAAACACUGAGAAGUCAACUGAGCAAUCAACAGAAACAGUACAACCUGCUGAUGAUCCAGCCUCAACAAUCAACACAAGCUGAUUUAACAACACUCUUUCCUUCGGCAAGUGCUGAGAUUUCUUAUCUCAAUCCACUUGAAGCAAUGAGCACACAACCAAUUUUUGACUCGGUUUGUACCAAAAUUUCUUGAAUAUAAUGCUUGUUUUAGAAAUACCCGCAUCAUCCAUAUAAAAUUUCAUUAUUCAUGGUCGACUUUCA
Messenger RNA from Dioscorea cayenensis subsp. rotundata (Guinea yam), 1217 nucleotides. RefSeq names its product protein GrpE. Gene Ontology annotation, cellular component: chloroplast. NCBI's taxonomy places the organism in Eukaryota, Viridiplantae, Streptophyta, Magnoliopsida, Dioscoreales, Dioscoreaceae. Gene Ontology annotation, biological process: protein folding. The record is from RefSeq and is a predicted model, not a curated record. The transcript has 3 exons. Gene Ontology annotation, molecular function: adenyl-nucleotide exchange factor activity; protein homodimerization activity; protein-folding chaperone binding. The coding region runs from base 87 to 1040 and encodes 317 amino acids.